UAGUGGGCUUAUUAUGAAAGGUCAUCGUCAUCGCAUUUGCAUCGUUGAUUAAUACAAAGUCCUUGUUAGCUAGCCAGGAGAAUCGCAAGGAAAGGUACACCGAGUUUGUUAGGUUUGAUCGAUCGUUAUCCAAAGCUCAAUAUUGAAAUCAACCCUUUGAUCUUUGAGAAGGAGGGAAAAAUAAGAGAUGUGGGCAGCUUCUUGUCUAGCAUCGUGCUGUGCUGCUUGUGCAUGCGAUGCUUGCCGUACUGUUGUUUCUAGUAUCAGCAGACGUUCCGCAAGGAUUGCUUACUGUGGCCUCUUUGCACUUUCUUUGAUCGUUUCAUGGAUUCUCCGUGAGGUCGCUGCUCCUCUCAUGGAGAAGCUCCCUUGGAUUAACCAUUUUCACAAGACGCCUGAUCGGGAAUGGUUUGAGACUGAUGCUGUGCUGCGUGUCAGCUUAGGGAACUUCGUGUUUUUCUCGAUUUUAUCGGUUAUGAUGAUUGGUGUGAAGACUCAGAAAGACCCUCGUGAUGGUAUACACCAUGGUGGCUGGAUGAUGAAAGUCAUCUGUUGGUUCAUUUUGGUUAUUUUAAUGUUCUUCGUUCCCAAUGAAGUCAUCAGCUUUUAUGAGUCGAUGUCAAAGUUUGGUGCUGGAUUUUUUCUUCUUGUUCAAGUUGUACUUCUUUUGGAUUUCGUUCAUGGUUGGAAUGACACAUGGGUUGGCUACGACGAGCAGUUCUGGUAUGCUGCGUUGCUCGUUGUUUCGCUUGUAUGUUACCUGGCAACAUUCGUCUUCUCUGGACUUCUCUUCCACUGGUUUACUCCAUCUGGACACGACUGUGGACUCAACACUUUCUUCAUUGUCAUGACUUUGAUAUUUGUCUUCGUCUUUGCUGUUGUGGUUUUGCAUCCCGCUGUCGGUGGAAGCAUUUUACCAGCAUCAGUUAUAUCUGUCUACUGUAUGUACCUCUGUUACAGUGGACUUGCGAGUGAACCCCGAGACUACGAAUGCAAUGGUCUCCACAAACAUUCCAAAGCUGUUUCAACAGGCACCAUGACCAUCGGGUUACUCACAACUGUUCUCUCUGUCGUUUAUUCCGCGGUUCGUGCUGGUUCUUCCACCACGCUUCUCUCCUCUCCUGAUUCUCCCCGUGCAGGAGAGAAGCCUCUGCUUCCACUAGACGGGAAAGCAGAAGACAAGGAAGAGAAAGAGCAGAAGAAGCCAGUGACAUACUCAUACGCAUUCUUCCACAUCAUCUUCUCCCUCGCGAGCAUGUACUCUGCAAUGCUCUUAACUGGUUGGUCAACCUCGGUGGGUGAAAGUGGUAAACUGGUUGAUGUCGGGUGGCCGUCUGUGUGGGUUCGUGUUGUGACCAGCUGGGCCACUGCUGGUCUCUUCAUCUGGUCGCUUGUUGCUCCGAUUCUCUUCCCUGACCGUGAGUUCUGAGCUUAAUAAAUCCAACCAAAGAUUCUGAAAAACUUUUCAUGAAUCUUGAAUUUGUAAAAAAAUGAUUUAUCAUCAUUCGACUAUAAAAUUGAGUCCCGUGUGUUGCUGUUAUCUCACGCUUGGCCUUUGUUGGUCCAUUUGUAAAAUAAAUAUAACUAUGAAUGAAUAUUUCAGUUUGACUUGAAA
Brassica napus (rape) is the source of this 1615-nucleotide messenger RNA. Its product is annotated as serine incorporator 3-like. The transcript is spliced from 6 exons. Bases 188 to 1429 code for a protein of 413 amino acids. The record is from RefSeq and is a predicted model, not a curated record. Lineage: Eukaryota; Viridiplantae; Streptophyta; Magnoliopsida; Brassicales; Brassicaceae. Gene Ontology annotation, cellular component: membrane.